AUGCUAAAGAUUAGACAAUUACAAAAGAAGAGACAAGAAGAAGAAGAAGAAGCUGCUAAACUGCAAUCCCCAACACCAACAAGAGACUCAACACCAGUUAACAAAAAUUCAAAAGUUUCUGCAGCUCAAUUAAGAAUUCAAAAGGAUAUAACUGAAUUAGAUUUACCACCAUCAAUAAAACUAACAUUUCCACAACCUUCAAGCUUAUUUGAAUUUGAUUUGAAAUUAAUUCCAAAUUCAGGAUAUUACAAAAAUGGUAAAUUUCAAUUCAAAUGUGAAAUAAACUCAAAUUUCCCAAUUGAACCUCCUAAAAUUAAAUGUUUAAAUAAGAUUUAUCAUCCAAAUAUUGAUUUACAAGGUAAUAUUUGUUUGAAUAUUUUAAGAGAAGAUUGGUCUCCUGUUUUAAGUCUUAAUUCAAUUUUCAUUGGUUUAAAUUUCUUGUUUCUUGAACCUAAUCCUAAUGAUCCAUUAAAUAAAGAAGCAGCAAAUUGUUUAGUUAAAGAUAAAAAACAAUUUGAAAAAAAUGUAAAUAAUAGUAUGAAAGGUGGUUAUAUUGACGGGGUAUAUUAUGAUAGAGUAAUUUGA
Insectozyma verbasci is the source of this 585-nucleotide messenger RNA. The record is from the annotation of a GenBank genome assembly. Lineage: Eukaryota; Fungi; Ascomycota; Pichiomycetes; Serinales; Debaryomycetaceae.